Messenger RNA from Ochotona princeps (American pika), 1865 nucleotides. RefSeq names its product DnaJ heat shock protein family (Hsp40) member B11 (gene DNAJB11). The coding region runs from base 412 to 1488 and encodes 358 amino acids. The record is from RefSeq and is a predicted model, not a curated record. NCBI's taxonomy places the organism in Eukaryota, Metazoa, Chordata, Mammalia, Lagomorpha, Ochotonidae. Gene Ontology annotation, molecular function: misfolded protein binding. The transcript is spliced from 10 exons. Gene Ontology annotation, biological process: protein maturation; protein folding. Gene Ontology annotation, cellular component: endoplasmic reticulum.
ACGUGAUUUCUACCACCCGGGGGAGCCGGGCUUGAGAGUGUUGAAGCGGCGGCGCGACCGUCUGACGUUGCCGCUCCUAAUUGGCCGGGAGCUGCGGCUGCAGUGCCGAAGCGUAACUGGCUGAGCGCGCCGCCUCGGAGAUGAAGUGUACUGUGCUGAUUGGCUCCGAGGCCCCGGCCGCGUGUGAUGUCCCGGGUCGCGAUUGGCUGUCGCCGCCGGGGGCUUCUCUCACCGGGACUCGGACUCCCGGGAAGUGGUCCCGGUGAAGGGGACGCGGCAGCUGUGUCCGCGGGCCGAGUGAGCGGGCCCCCGGCGUGAGGCGGCCCCCCAAGGCCGGGUGGGCCGGUGUCCAACGCGGCGGCGGAGGGAGCGGUGCCGAGAGCUCCGACCAGAGACCGGCAUCGAGGAGCCAUGGCCCCGCAGAACCUGGGCACCUUCUGCCUGUUGCUGCUGUACCUCCUCGGGGCCGUGAUCGCCGGACGUGAUUUUUAUAAGAUUUUGGGGGUACCUCGAAGUGCCUCAAUAAAGGAUAUUAAGAAGGCCUACAGGAAACUAGCCCUGCAACUUCAUCCUGAUCGGAACCCUGAUGAUCCUCGAGCCCAGGAGAAGUUCCAAGAUCUUGGUGCAGCCUAUGAGGUCCUGUCAGACAGUGAGAAGCGGAAGCAAUAUGACACCUAUGGUGAAGAAGGCCUGAAAGAUGGUCACCAGAGCUCCCAUGGAGACAUUUUUUCGCACUUCUUUGGAGAUUUUGGUUUCAUGUUUGGAGGAACCCCUCGUCAACAAGACAGAAAUAUUCCAAGAGGAAGUGAUAUUAUUGUAGAUCUAGAAGUCACUUUGGAAGAAGUAUAUGCAGGAAACUUUGUGGAAGUAGUUAGAAACAAGCCUGUGGCCAGGCAGGCUCCUGGCAAGCGGAAAUGCAACUGUCGGCAAGAGAUGCGGACCACCCAGCUGGGCCCAGGGCGCUUCCAGAUGACCCAGGAGGUGGUCUGCGACGAGUGCCCCAAUGUCAAACUAGUGAAUGAAGAACGAACUCUGGAAGUAGAGAUAGAACCUGGAGUGAGAGAUGGCAUGGAAUACCCCUUUAUCGGAGAAGGCGAGCCACAUGUGGAUGGGGAGCCUGGAGACUUACGGUUCCGAAUCAAGGUUGUCAAGCAUCCAAUAUUUGAAAGGAGAGGGGAUGAUUUGUACACAAAUGUGACAGUCUCACUGGUUGAGUCUCUGGUUGGCUUUGAGAUGGAUAUCACUCACUUGGAUGGUCAUAAGGUGCAUAUUUCCCGGGAUAAGAUCACCAGGCCAGGGGCCAAACUAUGGAAGAAAGGGGAAGGGCUCCCCAACUUUGACAACAACAACAUCAAGGGCUCUCUGAUAAUCACUUUUGAUGUGGAUUUCCCAAAAGAACAGUUAACAGAGGAAACAAGAGAAGGUAUCAAACAGCUACUAAAACAAGCAUCAGUGCAGAAGGUAUAUAACGGACUCCAAGGAUACUAAGAGUGAAUAAAAUUGGACUUUGUUAAAAACAAGUGAAUCGGCGAUAUUUAUUCUCUGCAGGGGGUUUUUUGUGUGUGUUUAUUUUCAAUAUACAAGUCGUUUUUUUUUCCUAAUAAUCAUCAUGAUUGCAUAAGAGGGCAUGAGAAUCUGUCUGCAUUCAGACAAGAGUGACCAGCAAAUGGUUUACUAAUACCUCUCCCUUUGGGGAUUUCCUGUCUGGUGCUGCCGCCCGAGUUUCAAGAAGUAAAGCUGCAAGAGGACCCCAGAAGCAAAAGAAACACAGUCGAGAGGGCCGGAGUCCAUUGUUAGCUAUCUCACUGAAAAUGCCAACUGGAGAAGUCUGUUUUUAAAUACAUUCGUUGUUAUUUUUCUCUUGA